Camellia sinensis is the source of this 3143-nucleotide messenger RNA. RefSeq names its product ABC transporter A family member 7-like. Gene Ontology annotation, biological process: lipid transport; transmembrane transport. Gene Ontology annotation, molecular function: ATP hydrolysis activity; ABC-type transporter activity; lipid carrier activity. NCBI's taxonomy places the organism in Eukaryota, Viridiplantae, Streptophyta, Magnoliopsida, Ericales, Theaceae. The record is from RefSeq and is a predicted model, not a curated record. Gene Ontology annotation, cellular component: membrane; intracellular membrane-bounded organelle.
CCGAAAACACUUGCUUGGCGCCAAAAUUUUUAUUUUAACGGUCACAUUUCAGUGUAGAAACAGAGAAGCAGAUAGUAGAGAGAGAGAGAGAGAGCUAUCAAUCACACUUUCAAUGGCGGAUUCAUCACAUGGUCGUGCGAGCUUCAGCAAUCAAGCCAAUGCUUUGCUCAGAAAAAACUUGACUUUUCAGAAACGAAAUAUCAGGGCAAAUCUUCGGCUCAUCUUUUUCCCAUUUUAUUUCUGCUUGAUACUUGUUUUGGUCCAAACUUUGGUUAACAAGGAACUGGAUAAACCCAAAAACAAGUGUGGGUGCACUUGUAUUGAUACCAAUGGGGAUGGUAAAUGUGAGAGGGUGUGUGGGAUUGAGUACUCGACUUUGGAUCAAGUGAGCAGCUGUUCCAUUCCUAGUCCCCCAGAGUGGCCUCCCUUGUUGCAAAUACCAGCUCCUGAGUUUCGUGCAGUUAGAACCGAUUUUCUUUCAUUCACAGACUUGCCUGAUGAGUCUUGCAGGAGUUCGGGGUCCUGUCCUGCAACUAUUCUUUUUACCGGGAAUAAUCAAUCUCUUGGACAAAGUUUGGCUGGAAAUAUGUUCCCUAGUUCUUCCACUUUGAAUUCCUCUGAUAUUUUGUAUAGCUUAGCCAAUGAUGUAUCAGGAUCAGAAACAAUGACUGGAUAUUUCAAUUUUCUUGACCCAGCUUUCUUUUCAAAUUAUCCACUUUAUCGCCUCCAACAACAGUGCUCUACAAAUUCUACAACUUCUGUUACAAUCCAGAUUACAUCCAUUUCAGCACCGGCAGAGAUUAGAUGUGCUCAAGGUCUACAUUUGUGGCGCAAUAAUUCUUCUGAAAUUAAUGAUGAGCUAUAUAAGGGAUUCUGGAAGGGAAAUUCAGAACGGAAAAUUGAUGAGAUGGUAGCAGCCUAUGAUUUCUUGAACUCAAGUUUGAAUAACUUCAAUGUGAGUAUAUGGUACAAUUCUACCUAUAAGAAUGACACUGGCAAUGGUCCUCUAGCAUUGAUGCGGGUUCCUCGCUCAGUGAAUUUGGUCUCAAAUGCCUACCUCCAAUUUUUGCUUGGCCCUGCUACAAAUAUCCUAUUUGAUUUUGUCAAAGAAAUGCCCAAGCCUGAAACCCAACUCAGGCUGGAUUUCGCUUCUCUCCUUGGACCACUCGUCUUCACAUGGGUCAUUAUCCAAUUAUUCCCUGUCAUAUUGACAUCUCUGGUUUAUGAGAAGCAACCGAAGCUAAGAAUCAUGAUGAAAAUGCAUGGGCUUGGCGAUGGCCCUUAUUGGAUGAUUUCUUAUGCUUAUUUUCUUGUCAUAUCUUCAGCCUAUAUGUUAUGUUUUGUGAUAUUUGGCUCAGUUAUAGGUUUAAAAUUCUUCACACUCAAUGAUUACAGCAUCCAAUUUGUGUUUUAUUUCAUCUACAUAAACUUGCAAAUUUCACUGGCUUUUCUAAUAGCUUCCGUUUUCUCAAAUGUGAAGACCGCUGCAGCUGUAGCAUACUUUAUCGUCUUCGGAAGUGGGCUCUUAGGAGGCUUUCUUUUCCAGUUCUUUAUUGAAGAUCCAUCAUUCCCAAGAGGCUGGAUUGUUGUUAUGGAGUUAUAUCCCCGCUUUUCUCUAUAUCGUGGGUUAUAUGAGUUUUCACAACAUUCCUUCAUGGGAAAUUAUAUGGGGACUAAAGGGAUGCGCUGGGGAGACAUAAGUGAUAGCAAUCAUGGGAUGAGAGAUAUUUUAAUAAUUACGUUUGUGGAGUGGUUGGUGGUUCUGUUUGUUGCAUUUUACAUAGAUCAAGUUGUAUCAUCAGGAAGUGGUGUUGGAAGAAGUCCUCUAUUUUUCUUGGAAAAGUUUCGGAAAAAGCCUUUGUCAUCUUCAUCCAUGAGGAAACCAAGUCUGAGAAGGCAAGGAUCUAAAGUUUUUGUUCAAAUGGAGAAACCUGAUGUUGCCCAAGAGGCAAAGAGGGUUGAACAGUUGCUACUUGAGCCAACAGCAAGUCAUGCUAUCAUCUGUGAUAACCUCAAAAAGGUGUAUCCAAAAAGGGAUGGAAACCCUGAAAAAUAUGCAGUGAGAGAGUUGUCACUUGCUUUGCCUCAAGGGGAAUGCUUUGGUAUGCUUGGCCCCAAUGGUGCUGGCAAAACCUCUUUUAUUAAUAUGAUGAUUGGGCUUCUAAAGCCAAGCUCUGGCACGGCAUAUGUUGAAGGUUUGGAUAUACAGACCCAGAUGGAUGAAAUAUAUACCAGCAUGGGCGUAUGUCCACAACACAACCUACUCUGGAAAAAUCUAACUGGAAGAGAGCACUUACUUUUCUAUGGAAGGCUUAAAAACCUUCGAGGGUCUGCAUUAACCCAAGCAGUGGAAGAAUCUCUUAAGAGCGUCAACCUAUUUCAUGGAGGGGUUGCUGACAAACAGGCCGGGAAAUAUAGUGGAGGUAUGAAGAGGAGGCUUAGUGUCGCCAUUUCACUAAUUGGGGAUCCGAAGGUUGUCUAUAUGGAUGAGCCUAGUACUGGACUAGAUCCAGCUUCAAGAAAGAGUUUAUGGGAUGUUGUGAAGCAAGCUAAACAAAAUCGAGCAAUCAUUCUCACUACACAUUCAAUGGAGGAGGCAGAACAUCUGUGUGAUCGCCUAGGAAUUUUUGUUGAUGGAAGCCUGCAGUGCAUAGGAAAUCCCAAAGAGUUGAAGGCUAGAUAUGGAGGGUCUUACGUGUUCACAAUGACGACAACAUCAAAUCAUGAGGAGGAAGUGGAGAACUUGGUACAACAUCUGUCCCCCAAUGCUAACAAGAUAUACCAUUUAUCGGGGACUCAAAAGUUUGAGCUGCCAAAACAAGAGGUCAGAAUUGCAGAUGUUUUCCAAGCAGUUGAGAAUGCAAAGAGCAGAUUCACCGUUCAUGCAUGGGGUCUUGCUGAUACUACCUUGGAGGAUGUCUUUAUCAAGGUUGCUCGCGGGGCUCAAGCAUUCAAUGUGCUCUCAUAAUUCUCAAAUAUGAUCGCCAAUAUCUCUACUUAUAUAUAUAUAUACAUAUAUGUUUAUGUCUGUUCAUAUGGUUUUAUGCAUUUUGUGUUUUAUGUUAUUUUGCUUCAAAAACAGUGUAUGUAUUGUAGAAUUGUAUUCUUUAAUGGCAUUAUUAUGAAUACCCUGAAGUUUGAAA